Molecule: messenger RNA, 1509 nt
Organism: Rhodofomes roseus
Lineage: Eukaryota; Fungi; Basidiomycota; Agaricomycetes; Polyporales; Fomitopsidaceae
Product: P-loop containing nucleoside triphosphate hydrolase protein
Exons: 7
Biological process (GO): translational termination; translational initiation; ribosomal subunit export from nucleus
Molecular function (GO): ATP binding; iron ion binding; ribosomal small subunit binding
Source: RefSeq, a predicted model, not a curated record
CCGCGCCCGGGCCAGGUGCUCGGGCUCGUCGGCACGAACGGAAUCGGGAAGAGCACCGCGCUCAAGAUCCUCGCGGGCAAGCUCAAGCCCAACCUGGGCCGCUACGAUGACCCGCCCGACUGGCAAGAGAUCCUCAAGUACUUCCGCGGCUCGGAGCUACAGAACUACUUCACGAAGGUGCUCGAGGACAACCUGAAGGCGCUGAUCAAGCCGCAGUACGUCGACCACAUCCCGCGCGCCAUCAAGGGCACGCUGUCGGUGUCGCAGAUGCUCGACUCGAAGCUGGAGCGGGACAACAAGCAGAAGAUGUGCGACGAUCUGGAGCUGAACGACGUGCUGACGCGGGAGGUGUCGCAGCUGUCGGGUGGAGAGUUGCAGCGGUUCGCGAUCGCGAUGUCGUGUAUCCAGCAGGCGGACGUGUACAUGUUCGACGAGCCGUCGAGUUACCUGGAUAUCAGGCAGCGACUCAAGGCGGCCGAGGUGAUCCGCGAGCUGCUCACGCCGGCCAACUACGUCGUCGCGGUCGAGCACGAUCUGUCUGUCUUGGACUACCUCUCGGACUUUAUCUGCUGUCUGUACGGCAAGCCGUCGAUGUACGGUGUCGUGACAAUGCCCUACUCCGUGCGCGAAGGUAUCAACAUCUUCCUGGACGGCUUCAUCCCGACGGAGAACCUGCGGUUCCGUGAGGAGUCGCUGUCGUUCAAGAUGGUGGAGACGGCGGAGGAGUUGAUCAUCGACAAGACGCGGCAGUACUCGUACCCGUCGAUGACGAAGACGCUGGGCGGGUUCAAGCUGACGGUCGAGGAGGGCUCGUUCACGGACUCGGAGAUCAUCGUGAUGCUGGGCGAGAACGGGACAGGCAAGACGACGUUCGUGCGGCUGCUCGCGGGCGACACGCCCGACGAGGAGACGUUGAAGCAGUCGCUCAACGUGUCGCUCAAGCCGCAGACGAUCGCGCCGAGCUUCCCCGGCACCGUCCGCAUACUCCUCCUGAAGCGUAUCAAGGCUGCGUUUAUGCACCCGCAGUUCAACACCGACGUCAUCAAGCCGAUGAAUCUGGACCCGAUCUUGGACCAGGACGUGAAGACCCUUUCGGGUGGUGAGCUCCAGCGUGUCGCGAUUGUCCUCGCGCUAGGCAAGCCGAACGUGUCGGUGUACCUCAUCGAUGAGCCGAGCUCGUUCUUGGACUCGGAGCAGCGUAUCAUUGCGAGCAAGGUCAUCAAGCGGUUCAUCCUCCAUGCGAAGAAGACGGCGUUCAUCAUCGAGCACGACUUCAUCAUGGCCACCUACCUCGCGGACCGUGUGAUCGUCUUCGAGGGCAAGCCAGCCAUCGCAGCCACGGCCACCCCACCGCAGUCACUGCUGACAGGCAUGAACAGGUUCCUUGCAUCGCUCGAGAUCACGUUCCGUCGCGACCCGACUAACUUCCGGCCACGGGUGAACAAGAUGCACAGUGUCAAGGACCGUGAGCAGAAAGCUUCCGGUAACUACUUCUUCCUCGAGGAAUAA